Molecule: messenger RNA, 2679 nt
Organism: Schistocerca cancellata (South American locust)
Lineage: Eukaryota; Metazoa; Arthropoda; Insecta; Orthoptera; Acrididae
Exons: 4
Coding region: 549-965 (138 amino acids)
Molecular function (GO): protein binding
Source: RefSeq, a predicted model, not a curated record
CGCUAGGACCUGCAAACCCGAGACAGGCAGAGCGCAACAUACCGGGAGGAAGAUUUGCUGUCUGUAGACAUAAGUUUCUCUAUGUACCCUAAAGUGCAUGAUUUUCUGUAAAUUGGCACUGUCAUUAAGUGUUUAUCGGAAGGCAUCACUCGUUAAUUAGACGUAAUCUAAUGUUUAUGAAGUGAAGCAUUCGAAACAGAAAUGUUUUGCAAUCGUCUUGUGGUUGAUAAAGUAAAGUGUUGUGCACUGUAACUGUAACAAGUGCAACAAAUUUACACCAUUUCAGUGACACCCGAUGUGCACAUCUCACGCAUUAAUUUGAUUCUUGUAAGGUGACAGAAAGACAAUUGGGAGAAUUUCUCCAUGCAGCUUGUGUAAAUUCUGUGUACAGAAUGGGCUUUUGGUGAAGGCACUACGAGGAUGAAUGUCUCGAUACAUAUGGCACUAGCAAUUUGGAAUAAAAAGUCGACAGAAAAGUGCGAAAUGUGAGCACGUCAAGUCAGAAUUCUUGCGGAAUUUAACUGUGUCUCUUAAUACUUUCUGGAAACAUGGCAUCAGGCGGCACGGCACCGGUAACGAAAAGAGCUGCCAGAAUUUACGACCUGCCGGACGAGAUCUUACUGGAAAUCUUUUCUUACCUGUCGCCGGACGACAUGGCGCGGAGCACGCAGGUGUGCGUGAAGUGGCACAGCAUACUGAAACAGGAGGAGCAGCUGUGGAGGCGUAAGGUGUGGAGCAGCAACAGCGUGGACGCGAUGCAAGAGUUCCUGGCGGCCGGCAGCGGCAUUCCCCGCCUGCGGACCCUCCGGCUACUCUACGACAGCGAAUACAGGAUCCGCGUCGCCUGGCCCGAAGUUACGCUCCACCUGUGUGUCGCCACUCCCUUCCUGCUGGAGCCAUACUUGCGUUCCUUCGACACCGAAAGUCUGGUGGUGAGCGGCGAGUCGGAUCACCGCGGAGAGUAGUUCGGAGUACCCGAACGAGAUCCGCGUCGCCGAGCGGCACCUCGAGUACCGCCGGUCCCUUCAGGGGCCGUUUCCCGCCGACCCCGGCGGCGCGCCCCGCAGCUUCCCGGUACCGAACUACGGCCGUGCUGCGCCGCCGUGACGGCGGCUCGAGUUUCGAGGGCGAGCGUCUCGGAGACGGAGAGGUCGGGAGCCUCGGAGGAGGACACGGACGGCGGCGCGGCGCGCUCGGCACCGGACGUGCACUGCGAGAUGCUACGGCGGCAGUCGUCGGUCGAGCCGUGCGGCACGGCCCGCCGAGUGUCUCGCACGUAGAGAGCCGCGGGCUGCGCGACCGUCGGGUGCCGUGCGGCCCCGGCUCCCGACCGGAGGAGUCGGCCGUGGCCGACUGCAGUGCCGGGUCUGGAGCUGUGCGGGACCGUCACUGUGGGCACUCCGUCUGGGCGAGUGGCAGCUGCGGGAGUCGGUGACGGGGGACCUUACGGCAGACCUGCCCCACCUUCGCACACUUAAGCUCGACAGGCGAAAGCUACUCUUGUCUAGUUGACAACUUCCCGCUGUGCUCCCGUUCCUUCCCUCGGAGCUCUGCUCCUAAAAUGUAGCUAACAGUAAUUAAUUGAAUACGUUUUUAGCAUCGUACUGUUCCAAAUUUUUGAUGACCCUUUUGCUGUGUAAGAUUACAAUGUUAGAUCUCUCAAAAUUGAUGUUGGUGCUUUUUGCAACAUUUAUAAAGUAGUAUUUGUGCUGCUUCAAUCCCUCAAAAGGCAUUCCAUAUUUUAAAAUAGAUUCAUAGUAGGCCUAGUUGUGGUAAUCAAUUUUUAUGAUGUCGAUCUGAAUGCUAUAUGUGCAGUUCGGUCCCCUCUACUGGAAGCUGUGGACAUUAAUGUAGUCUUACACUGCAUAUAAUUUUCCAAUACUAAUAGAUGUAAUAAUUGUAGUUUAUUAAGAACAACUAAAGUUAGCAUUCAUCACUAGUCUUAGAAUGUAAGAAAAAGUAAAAAGUUCGGUGGAGAUGGUACACGUGCUGCUUGUGGCUUUUACUCUGCAAGCAAUUGUGGAAUUAGUUGCCAUGGAAAUAAAGUAAAGUGUUAGUUUUUUCUGCUUUUCUUGUUGUCCAUCUGACUGUAUAGAUUAUGGAUGUAAAAUAUUCCAUGCUUGUGUAUAAACGCUAUAGUUCUUAUUACUUAAAUGUGAAAAAAAUGGAAAGUCUCGCAAGGAAAGUAUUAUGAAAACGGUAGAUCACUGCUCACCGUAAGGAAGAAACAUCGAGUUGCAGACAGGCGUGACGAAAAUACUGUUCACGAGAGCUAUUGGGCGUAGCCUUCUUUGGAAUACUUCCACCCCCACCCACAACCCCUUCCCCCGUCUCCCGACGCUGCUCGUGGCAGCCUCCUCUACUCCCAGAACACUCCACCAGACAGUGCAGAGUCCCCAGCUGCACCCUGCUAUCCCUAAACCUUCCGUGCCCCACUCCAGAUUAUUGCUCCUGUUUGAUGCAUUUCUACAUCCCAUCUACACUGAUACUCCACAAUCCCCUUACGACGCACGGCAGAGGGUAUCCUGUUCCACUACUAGAUAUUUCCGUUUUUUUUUUCCAAUAGAACAAUGUAAAAACUGUCUUCAUGCUUCCACAUGAACCCUAAUUUCUCAUAUCUUAUCUUUGUGAUCCUUAUGCACAGUAUAUGUUGGAGGCAACAGAAUUUUUCUGCAGUCG